Somion occarium is the source of this 911-nucleotide messenger RNA. The record is from the annotation of a GenBank genome assembly. Lineage: Eukaryota; Fungi; Basidiomycota; Agaricomycetes; Polyporales; Cerrenaceae.
GUAAAGAAACUAAGUACAAUGCACAAUAAUGUACGAAUAAUGAACUCUUCAUUCAGGCACGCGAAAGUCCAAGCCAAACCAAGAACGCAGCACAAGCAACAAACCGAGAACCAUAAGAAACCCGUAAAUGGACGCCAAGGCAUGAACUAUUCGUCCGUCUCCUUCUCAGACUUCUUCUUGAUCACGCUCACUGGAGACAAAUCAUUAGCCCUCGUUCAACAGAAAAUCCACAAAAACAAACGUACCAUCACGAGAAAUCUGACCGGUCGUCAACCAACCAUCUGGGAACACGGAGACAAUCUACAAACGCAAUACAACCUUCCGAGCACCUUGAUCGCUCACAACAGCAUUCGAGCCCUCCAAAAUGCUGAAAAAAUGACAUUAAUACCAACGCUGACACCAAGAAACACAUUGACACUCACUUCUUCUCAUUCUCGAUCCGGCACAUCUCAUUACUCAAGCACACCAAAUCCCAUAUCCGCUCCUUCAUCCGGUCUGUUAACUUAUAUCUCUUCGCCGGCGGAUGCAACGCUGCACCUGCUAAGGUCGGUGUCACUUGCGCCGAAGGUGCCGGUGUACCUUCGGUUGAGGGGGGAGGAUGGAACGAUGAGCACAUUGCGAAUAGAAAAACAAAAAAUAAACUUACCCCACGCGACGACGCUCUUCUCCCACUCCUCCUUUGCUUUCGGAAAUCCUUCUUCUGCCAUGACACGAAGUUCUUCUAGCAUCGCAUUCUGGCGUUGUUGAAGGAGGCUGACAUGUUCUUUCCAGAUCGUCCGCUUAAUAAGUUUCUAUAUAUCACAUUUAGUACGGGUGUAAUCUGCAUUGACUCAAAUAACUCACAGUCAUGGUGUACUUGUUAUAUGGGAAAAUUUUGGGCAUGACGUUGAAGAAGUUAUCAUCAUACUCGU